This is a messenger RNA of Rhododendron vialii, 2426 nucleotides long. RefSeq lists its product as uncharacterized. Gene Ontology annotation, biological process: protein transport. The coding region runs from base 177 to 2117 and encodes 646 amino acids. The transcript has 6 exons. NCBI's taxonomy places the organism in Eukaryota, Viridiplantae, Streptophyta, Magnoliopsida, Ericales, Ericaceae. The record is from RefSeq and is a predicted model, not a curated record.
GCACGUCUCUCUCUCUCUCUCUCUCUCUCUCUCUCUCUCUCUCUCACACACACACAAUAAGUAUAUGCAGAGGGGAAUAUAAAAGUGGAUCUAAUCUAGUAGUUAUCAACUAAUUGCUUCUUUUAAAAGCAAUUUGAGCUUCCGAGACCAUCGACGACGAACAGAGAUCAACUACUAUGUUGGACGGAAUUCUAGGGCGAGGGUUUACCUCCAAAUGCAAGUCGUUGAUCAAGCCGACGAGGACUCGAAUCGAGCUGAUGCGGAGGAGGGAGGAGGCGACGCAGAGGUUUCUCAAGGGAAAUCUGGCUAAGCUGCUGUCUAACGGCCUCGACAUCAACGCCUACGGAAGGACUGAAGAAUAUAUUGCUGGAUUGAACCUCUUGUCAUGUUAUGACUUCAUCGAGCAGUCCUGUGAAUUCAUAUUGAAGCAGCUUCGUGUCGUCCAAAAACAGAGGGAAUGCCCAGAGGAAUGCAGGGAGUCUGUGGGAUCCCUGAUGUUUGCUGCCGCAAGGUUUUCUGAUAUGCCUGAGUUACGCGAACUCAGAGACACAUUUCAGGAGAGAUACGGAAGUUCUCUGGAACAUUUCGUAAAUCAUGAGUUUGUUGAGAAAAUGGCUUUGAAACCUCCCACAAUGGAGAAGAAACUCCAGUUGUUACAAGACAUAGCAUUAGAAUUCUCGUUAAAUUGGGACUCCAAGGGUUUUGAGCAGAGGAUGGAUAAUCCCCCUGCAUUUGCACUGGACCAACCAAAGAAAUACAUGUCUGUACACGGUAAUGAUGAGAAAUUCAAAUUACCUAUUAGCAUGGAAACAGCCACAAAGACUGAUAAACGAAAUGAAUUGUCUAAAGGGAGGACAGAGCCUACAAAGGACAUGCGCAAUUGCAAGGAAGAUAGUUUCUUGAAGAGAGAUGAGUUGGACCGUCAGUUCUUGAGAAGAGAGGAAUUGACUGGUGAUAGGGAUAAGCCACUUACUCCGAAAAGAGACAACAAUGGUAUUCCCUAUCAAGGAAGACGAGAACUUGUUGCAGAAAAGCAUGAUUCUCUGAAUGGGAAAGAGGAUAAUGCCCUAAGAAUAGUUAGACCAGGCCAUUCACCACGCGGGAAAAGGACAGAAUUUGUGGAGUGUGGAUAUGAGGUGCAGAAUGGUAUGAUGAACAUUGUCUCCAAACGAGAUGGUCAGGCCCCCGUAACAGAUAGAAAGCCAGAAGUCACUGCAAGAGUUACAACAGUCCCAUCAGCUGGUAAUAGCCAUUAUGGUCGACCAGAAAUGGCUAACCCAAGAAGCUCAAUUCAGGAGGAAGAAACGGAGAGGUUGAAGUCGUACCCAAGUAACGCCCUACCUCCACCAUACCUGAAAUCAAAAGAUAAAUUCGUACCUCCACCCUAUAUAAAGUCAAAAGAUGGAAAUUGUGGAGCUAGUACAGAAGCUAAGCAUGCCAGUUUUGAGUUUGAUGGUACUGCUGUGAACCCUUCAAUGCGUAACAGAGACGGUGUGGUGCUAAGGUCAGAGAAGGCCCAUAGAGAAUCAGAUCAUUCAAGCCUUGAGGACCAAGUUGUUGGAUCCACGGAGAGAGUUCUACCGUAUCGGAAUGAUAUACCGCUGCCAAGGCCAAGAUCAAUUAGGAGAAAGCCCUCCAAAUUGUCAUCCAAUCGUGAUGAUCUUGGUAAUAGCGAAGAUGCCGCAGGAAAGGGAAGUUCAAGUAGCAGAAGAAGGGACGACCCAAGAAGGGGUUCGCCAAUCUUGUUUGAAGAGGACCAAUAUUGGAAAGAUGAAGAGGAAAGGAAGAUAGAUAAACUCCUGCUACAUUACAGUACGAAACCAUCAACCUUUGACCCAGACAAACUAAGGAGAAAGUCUAGACCUCAUGCUUCGGACCAGAUACCUGCUGCAGUUGGUGAGACAUCUCAUUAUAGAAUAGCAGGCCGCAAUACGGUGGAAGCGAUGGUUCCUCUUCCAUCAAGAUCUGUUUCUCUCCCUCGUGAGCCAACUGCUAUGCCAGAGGUAGUAAAAAAUUAUACUCGUGCCAAUUCCUUUCAGCCGGAGAAGCAUGUACAUCCCAAAUUACCAGACUAUGAUGAUUUGGCCGCCCGGUUUGCUGCCAUGAGGGGGCGGUGAAGGGGGAAAAGCAAUCACAAAUUCAGGGUUUAGUACCAUUGUUUACUCACAUGACUGUCUGUAUCCAUUAGUUCCCGUAAAUUCUCCUACAAGUAUUCUUCCAUGCUUGGACCUACAAGUACAUGGCUUUGCAAUUCAAUUACCAAACCGGAGCUGUUUUUCUCUCUUGUAUGCAGUUGCCACAUAUAGGGAGUUUGAUUUCCUUUCCUCUGCUGUUUGGUUUAGUGGUUGUAACAAUUAACAAAACAUUAGAUACGACAUUUUCCAGAUUAGUACCUAGUAUGUGAGUUGAGAUUGAGAUUGGUGCUA